UCUGACGAAGGAAACCAAGGAAAGGAAAGUACAACGAUAAUUGGUAGGUGCAAAUUUGAGGUUCCAAUUCGACCAUCAACACCAAACAGUUACCCUCCCCUCCAGAUGGUGAAUUUCAGGAGCAUGGAGGAAUUCUGGCUUUUCUACAUGAAUCAACACUCAAAACCAGCAACAAGAAGAUGGCAUUUUGCUGGCACACUGUCUAGUCUUUUAUGCUUGAUAUAUGCACUUGUGUUUAACUGGUGGUUCUUGUUCUGUGUACCUUUAUUUGGUUAUGGUAUGGCUUGGUAUAGCCAUUUCUAUGUGGAAGGAAACAUACCUGCAACUUUCGGUCAUCCAAUAUGGUCUCUGUUGUGUGAUUGGAGGAUGUUUGGUCUUAUGCUCACUGGUCAGAUGGAUAGAGAAAUCAAAAGGCUAGGUAAAAGACCCAUCUUGCAACCCUAUUGAUUCCUCUUUUUUCGAUUUCGAUUUCGAUUUCGAUUUCAAUUUGGUUUAGAUACAUGUAAUAAGGACAUAUUUGGUUUGCUCCUCUAUUUGAAUACUCUGCUGUCUUGAGAUACAAGUUUGCUUUUUAUUGUGUAUAUAUAUCAAAGAAUCUAGUGUUUGAAGUGAAAUUCAGGUCAUUUUUUCUCA
This is a messenger RNA of Cynara cardunculus var. scolymus (artichoke), 633 nucleotides long. RefSeq lists its product as uncharacterized. The transcript has 2 exons. NCBI's taxonomy places the organism in Eukaryota, Viridiplantae, Streptophyta, Magnoliopsida, Asterales, Asteraceae. The record is from RefSeq and is a predicted model, not a curated record. The coding region runs from base 106 to 447 and encodes 113 amino acids.